Messenger RNA from Drosophila subpulchrella, 1642 nucleotides. Its product is annotated as lysosomal Pro-X carboxypeptidase. Bases 84 to 1502 code for a protein of 472 amino acids. Gene Ontology annotation, biological process: proteolysis. The transcript has a single exon. NCBI's taxonomy places the organism in Eukaryota, Metazoa, Arthropoda, Insecta, Diptera, Drosophilidae. Gene Ontology annotation, molecular function: serine-type exopeptidase activity; dipeptidyl-peptidase activity. The record is from RefSeq and is a predicted model, not a curated record.
AAAAAGAAUAUAUGUAAAACCCGGCUUAGAGAUAACGAACGGAAAAAAUUGUGCAUUUAAUUGGUCAUCUGAUUUCACCCGAUAUGGGAGUAGACCUUGUAAUUGGAGCUGCAUUGUCAGCAGUUCUGGGAGCCCUGCUGAUCACGGGAUGCAAUUCGGAGAUUCCCAGGUAUAAGUACGAGAUCAAGGAGUUCCAGGUGCCUCUGGAUCACUUCAGUUUCCUGAUCAACGCCACUUUCAACAUCCGGUAUUUGUACAACGACACCUUUGUGGACAAGGCCAAUGCCCGCACUCCGAUCUUUUUUUACACGGGAAAUGAGGGGGACAUCGAACUCUUUGCCCAGAAUACCGGAUUCCUGUGGGAACAGGCUGAGAAACAGAAGGCUCUGGUGAUCUUCGCGGAGCAUCGGUACUAUGGGAAGUCCCUGCCCUUCGGUAGUUCCACUUUUAACACCAGCAUGCCGGAGCACUUGGCCUAUUUUACGGUGGAACAGACCCUGGAGGAUUACGCCAUGCUGAUCACUUUUCUGAGGAACGAUCGCCAGAUGCCCGUUGUGGCUUUCGGCGGGUCCUACGGCGGAAUGCUGGCCGCCUGGUUCCGGAUGAAGUAUCCGCAUUUGGUCACGGGCGCAUUGGCCGCCUCGGCUCCCAUUCUGCAAUUCCCGGGUAUAACCGAUUGCGACAUCUUCUCCAGGAUUGUGACUUCGGUUUUCCAGAAUGCCUACAACGCAAAUUGCACAGUGAACAUUGGCAGGUCGUGGAAACUCUUUCAGACUCUGGGAGGGAAUGAUGCCGGCAAGAAGCAGAUAUCGGAUGCAUUCCACCUCUGCACUCCACUUAAGAGCGAUGAGGAUCUGAAGAAGUUCCUGGACUACAUAGAAGAAGUCUACAGUAAUCUCGCCAUGGUUAACUAUCCGUACAACAGCAGUUUCCUGGCCCCGUUGCCAGCUUAUCCUGUGAGGCAGGUGUGUUUCUACCUCAAGGAUUUGCACACCACCGAUGCGGAUUUGCUGCACGCCAUGGCCAGUGCCCUGGCGGUCUAUACCAACUACACUGGAUCCUCCAAGUGCCUGGAUAUUUCGGUUAACUCUAAUGCCGAUGAGUCCGGAUGGAAUAUUCAGAGCUGCAACCAGAUGGUGAUGCCCUUCUGUUCCAACGCCACCAAUACCAUGUUCCGCACAUCCAGCUGGAACUUCAAGGAGGUCGCCGAGAAGUGUUACAAGGACUAUCGCCUCACGCCCAAGCCCUAUGACAUAAUUCUACGUUAUGGCGGCAGAAACCUGGAGGCUGUGACUAAUAUCAUCUUCAGCAAUGGUCUUCUGGAUCCCUGGAGCGGUGGCGGUGUGCUGCAGUCCCCCAAUGACAAGGUCUUCGUCAUCAUUCUACCGGAGGGGGCUCAUCACCUGGAUUUGCGCCACAGCGAUCCGGCUGAUCCGCCUUCAGUGGGCGAUGCGCGCAAGAAGGAGGCAGCCAUCAUAGAACGGUGGAUCCAAGAUUUCUGAAAUGAGAUAACUUUUACAAGUUUUUCGAAGCUUAACUUAAAGCCGUAGCAAUCAAAAAUUUUUGAUAUUAAUACAAAUUUUGGAACAAAUGAAAAUGUAUUGAAAUAUUUCGAAUCUAUAUUUUGUAACACUUUUUAAAA